Trichoplusia ni (cabbage looper) is the source of this 2437-nucleotide messenger RNA. RefSeq names its product GTP-binding protein SAR1b (gene Sar1). Gene Ontology annotation, cellular component: COPII vesicle coat; endoplasmic reticulum exit site. The record is from RefSeq and is a predicted model, not a curated record. Gene Ontology annotation, molecular function: GTPase activity; GTP binding. Gene Ontology annotation, biological process: endoplasmic reticulum to Golgi vesicle-mediated transport; intracellular protein transport; vesicle organization. The transcript has 5 exons. The coding region runs from base 165 to 746 and encodes 193 amino acids. NCBI's taxonomy places the organism in Eukaryota, Metazoa, Arthropoda, Insecta, Lepidoptera, Noctuidae.
AAAUAGCGUACGUCAUUGCCAACAGAUUCAUAUUUCCAUCGCAUAUUCGUUGCUGAGAAAAAUCGUCGGUUUUAGCGACGUAACAUAUUGCAAAUAAGUGUGAAAUAUUGUGAUAAACUUCCUUUUAGCUUUAGUUAAACUAGUUCAAUUUUAAUAAAUUCAAAAUGUUUAUCUUGGAUUGGUUCACUGGCGUCCUUGGAUUUCUUGGUUUGUGGAAGAAGUCAGGCAAGCUACUGUUCCUGGGACUGGACAAUGCGGGGAAGACCACACUCCUGCACAUGCUGAAGGAUGACAGACUUGCGCAGCAUGUACCCACAUUGCACCCUACGUCGGAAGAGCUGUCAAUAGGCAGUAUGCGUUUCACAACGUUCGACUUGGGCGGGCAUCAGCAAGCUCGGCGCGUGUGGCGCGACUACUUCCCGGCGGUGGACGCGAUCGUGUUCCUGGUGGACGCGUGCGACCGCCCGCGCCUGCCCGAGUCCAAGGCCGAGCUGGACUCACUGCUGACCGACGAGACCCUCAGCAACUGCCCCGUGCUCAUCCUCGGCAACAAGAUCGACAAACCUGGCGCGGCUAGCGAGGAUGAACUCCGCCAGUUCUUCAACCUUUACCAACAGACCACUGGAAAGGGCAAAGUAUCCAGAUCAGAGUUGCCCGGGCGGCCCCUGGAGCUGUUCAUGUGCUCCGUACUGAAGCGCCAGGGCUACGGCGAGGGUUUCCGCUGGCUGGCGCAGUACAUCGACUGAACAGCGCGGCGACUCGCACGCCGCCGCCACUCGGCUCGCUUAUACUCGCGUAUGCUUCCCAUAUAAAUGUCAAAACGUAGCUGCCCAACUGCAUUCAUGUUACAAUGUUCGAUUAGCUCAUAAAACAAACUGUUUCAGAAAUGGACUGACAAUUAUUAUGUAAAUAUUUUGGUCAUUCGUAAGAAAUAUGUAAAGUUUUUAAUUUCAUACAAAAUAGGACCUAGUAUACUACUUUACAAUAAUGACGAUUAUAUUUUGAAUUACUUUAAUACAUUAAUAUGCAACGAGUGGCUACGUUCUUAGAUGUAUAUAUGCCCGAAAUGCGCCCGUAUGAAAGCAGCCUAACAAUCGCUCACUAGUAAUGCUUUAUAUCAAUAUUUGUAAUGUCUCAGUAUCGAGAAUCGAUACUUACGAUUCCUUUUAAUAAUUAGGGUCGCAUAUAUUAAUUAAAUAAUUAUUCUGCCCGUUUUUCUAGGUUAAGUAACUAAUUCGGCAGCAAGGAUUACAAAGAGGAGCAGUCCUCUCGAAUGCGCGGCGAGGUUAACGUAACCGCCGCUUCGGUGUAGAACUCGAGUACUUAGUUACUUCCAAUACUUGUUAUAAAGUACAAAAUGUAAGUAAUUGGCGAGUCGGUGGCCCGCCGAGCAUUACUAGUUAGCGAUGUAUUAUGUAAUGCGGUUCUUAAAUAUCUCGGCUACGAAUAGCUGCUAGCUAUAAUGUUCAGUGAUUUUUGUUUGGCUGUAAAAUACUGAAACUACAAAAGUAAUUUUUUCGUAAGUCUAAAUGAUAACAAUGGGUUUGUUUGAACUUCUUUAGGUUUGUGAAACCGUAUAAAUUUGCGUCUUUAAAUAAGGUAACGGUGCGAAGCAUGGUAUUUUUGGUAUUAUGUAUCAGUUUAUUGCCAAAUAUCUACAAUUAUUUUACAGUCGCGAUGUUCUCUUCACAGCUUUAUUGCCUCUUACGUCCUACGAUUACUUAUAUAGUGUUACAGAUAUAUUCUCCGUCUCAACUUCGAGUCAGAGUGUCGUGAAAUACAAAUUUAAUUUAAAUAUUUAUUUUUUAUUCUCAUUCCAACUUGAGUGAUAAUUAUGACUCGAUUAUUAUGUAUUUAUCAAGUAAAGCUCAUUGUGUUGUAUGUGUUUAAUAUGACGAAUGUGUUAUAAAUAUUUUUUGUAAAUUAUUUCAAUCAUUGGGAUUUUCGGAAUGUUUAAGAGACAUUGUAAAGAAACGGCUAGUCUACAUUAGUGGUAGAGUAGUCUUACAAUGAAUUUUAAUACUUACUCAGAUAAGGUGAUAGUAUACAAUUAUCUUCCAUUAAAUACUAAUUGAAUUGACGGUGCCGCAAAACAUACCCUAAAACAGUAUUGAAUAGCUUCAGUUUGUUUUCAAGCACAAUCAAUUUGAUCAUUAUCAACAAAUGUUUUGUUCAGAUCAUAUUUUUAGUAACCAUCACAAUUAAAAAUAUAUUGUUUUGAUGGUUUUCGGAUGUGUUUUUAGUCAAUUCACGUAAAGUACGAAACACGCUUGUUCAAGUGCGUCGGUGAUCGCCUCGAUAGACAGGCCGUUUCCAAUCAUUACUUUGUUGCGAUCAACGUGUGCUGGCCCUCCAGCUUUACUUAGACAAUGUUCUUUGGUAUAUUAUUUGCAGUUUAAGUAAAAAAAAAGUUUGUAAUAAAAUUUAUAUGAAAUAA